GAUGUCCUUUGAUUCGCAACAUGGAUGCAAUGCAAAUAUAUUUACCGUUGAUCCCAAAAGUGAAGUUAGUGUCUUAAAAUAUGACUGUGGAGCAACUGCUGGAAGCUAUAAAGUUUACAAUAUAGGUCGUAUGGAAGUAUACGCCGAAUUAGAAUAUAUAUCUAAAAUUAUUUAUGAAGGCCUAGUAAAAUCAGGAGAAUGCAAGAUUUUUCGCAACGGAGAACAUAACGCCCUCAGGAUAAGAAUUUACAACGGAAAUAGUAUCAGAGGCAUUGUACAGUGUUCAAGAUUAUGUGAAGACUUAAAAAUGGCUCAUAACAAGGAACCAGGACUCCUUGAUAAAGAUCAUAAUGUGAAAUUGUGGUCUGUUUUAUCGGUAGGUGUUAAACAUAUACCGUACAUCCAAGAAAAAUUCAAAGGUUUGCUAGAGGCUUUUUGGCCUGCCAAUGAAUUAAACAUUUGGGAGAAAAUUUUGCAGAAGCUUCAGCCACUAGUUGGAAAAGAAACACUGGAAAAAAUAUCCACGAUUCUUAGUGUCCGCGUCAAAACUAUAGGAGAUAAAGUGAGAGCCCUUUCAGAAGAUUUGGAGAAGGGAAGACGACCUGUUAAGCUUUAUAAUGACGUCAUACACGAACUAUCAGGGUUUGAGAAGGAUCUAAUAGUCAGCGAUAAGAAAAAUAACAUGUUUCUCCUUCCUUUAUUUGCACAGACUGUUUUGAUGAAAACAAUGAUUUACGCGAUAGGAAUAACCGCGAAAGAGGAAAUGGAUUUGUCUGCUAACGACCUCACUCGGAUAAAACAUUAUUUUGACAACACAGUUAGAGGGGAAAGUGGUGCUUCGGAAUAUAUUAACAACAUGCUUGUAGAGCGGCUUGAAAAUGCUUACGACACUGCUUACCCUGAGGAAUUAUACGAUUCUAUGAUGAACGUUAGAAGUUACAUAGGCGUCCAUGGGAUGGAAUUGGUCAGGAUAUGGGACAGCAUAUACGGUAAUCCAUUCAUCGGUGACAAGAUCUAUAAUGAUGUUAUUUCUUAUUCUAACUUCUUCGGUAGACAGACUCCCAAUCUGAUCAAAGAGGCUACGUCCCUGAAAAUGUUUCCACCACUGACCCCCUUCUUUAUAGGUUUUACUCGAGUGUACUUGGUCUCGAUAGAUAUGUAUAUUUGGCGCAGAGCUUCUUCCUCCUCUCCAAAAAUAGGAGGGAUGAAACUCGAUUUCGGAAAUAACACCACUUAUACAAUGGGAACUGUAACCGGAGAAACUGAGAAAGUAGAUUUUAAAGAAGCUUACAUCACCAAGUUACAAGUAACUGGAAACGGUGCUGUUGAUUCUUGUAAAUUCUUCUUUAGCGAUGGGAGGCAGCUAACAUUUGGAACUAUUGAGAAAGAUUCCGAAGAGAAAACUUUUGAACUGAAGGGGCAUCUGAUUAUGUCACUAUUUUUGUGUAGUGAUAACUUCAGUACAGGUGGCCAAGCAGCUAAUAUUGCCGUGUCGUACCGUUUAAUUAGUGACCGGAGUAGAAGAAAAUAACUCGUUCGUUUAUAUUAAAGAUAUGUAAAAAAUAUGGAAGUACACAAAGUUUGUU
Anoplophora glabripennis (Asian longhorned beetle) is the source of this 1586-nucleotide messenger RNA. RefSeq lists its product as uncharacterized. NCBI's taxonomy places the organism in Eukaryota, Metazoa, Arthropoda, Insecta, Coleoptera, Cerambycidae. The record is from RefSeq and is a predicted model, not a curated record. The transcript has a single exon. Gene Ontology annotation, molecular function: toxin activity. The coding region runs from base 2 to 1531 and encodes 509 amino acids.